AUGCUUAACUUGCAUAAAGUGAGCAAUAUCAUUUUUAAGUUUUAUAUAAGAAGAUCCACACUGGCUACGUUUGAUGUCAAGCAUUCCCAUCUAAGAGGAGUAGCUAUAAAGUAUCAUUGUCCGGAAUCGCAUUUAAUUCGGAAAUUUCUGCUCUUUAUUAAGGCUUAUCAGUUAAAUAAUUGAACAGACUGGAUGAGUGACAGACCUUUACACCCAACUUGACCUGAAUAA
Messenger RNA from Blepharisma stoltei, 231 nucleotides. Lineage: Eukaryota; Ciliophora; Heterotrichea; Heterotrichida; Blepharismidae. The record is from the annotation of a GenBank genome assembly.